AUGGCAACCCGAGUUGACCUGGCGUUACGGCAGGCUAUCCUGCUGAACGAUAUUGCCUUGGUCGAGCGGAUCCUGAGGAACAAUCCGACGUAUCUCCACAACCCAGACUACGCUGACAAGAGCAAUACCUCGUUGCAUCUCGCUGCUCAACAUGGUUUAGAAGAGAUCGCCGAGUUCCUGAUAUCGCUCGGUCACGAUUGCACUCGACCAGUUGAAGACUGGAUCUAUAGCAACACGCAUGACAAUCUCGGUAUCUCGAUCAACACAGAUGGGAGGACGCCUCUACACCUGGCCGCAGCUCAUUCACGAGCCGAACUGGUCGCACUGCUCUGCAGGGAGUUUCCGCAGACGGUAACCCGAAAAGACCGGAAAGGCCAGACUCCCCUUCACCUCGCUUCGUCCUCACAGAUCACGCCCAAGCCGAAUUUCAGGAACGUUGUCAGCAAUGGUUCUACACGACCGGCAGCCCAGUCGCCGGAAGACAAUACCACGAUCGAGACACUGCUGGCGCAUGGAGCGGAUGUGAACGCGAAAGACGAACAGGGAAACACCCCUCUCCACAAUGCCACUGCUUGGGGGAAUUUAAAGGCGGUGCGGGCCUUGAUCCAGGCGGGCGCGGAUCCGAUGCGUAAGAACAAGGCUGGGUGGACGCCGCAGUUUUACAGCAUUACUGUCCAGGCAGAGGUUUACUAUCGCAACCUGGUUGCGGAGUGGGAGAAGAGGCGAGCAGAGGACAAGAUCCGGGCAGACGAAAGAAGAGGGAAGGGAGGAGGUGCGGUGAGGUUGGUUCCCCAGGACGACGAAAGUGAUGGCGACCCAGAAGCAGGCAGGGUGUCGAGGACAGAAACCAGCCGAGACAGAAGCUCGACGAGAAGUCCACUGCCCGGUGCUGGUGGCCGCAAUUCAGCGAGUCAGAGUGAUGCAGGCUUGGGCAUUAGUGUUGGCGGCUACGUGGACGCCUGGAAAUGA
Cladophialophora carrionii CBS 160.54 is the source of this 969-nucleotide messenger RNA. RefSeq lists its product as uncharacterized. The record is from RefSeq and is a predicted model, not a curated record. The coding region runs from base 1 to 969 and encodes 322 amino acids. The transcript is spliced from 2 exons. Lineage: Eukaryota; Fungi; Ascomycota; Eurotiomycetes; Chaetothyriales; Herpotrichiellaceae. Gene Ontology annotation, molecular function: protein binding.